Callithrix jacchus (white-tufted-ear marmoset) is the source of this 1581-nucleotide messenger RNA. RefSeq names its product ankyrin repeat and SOCS box containing 14 (gene ASB14). Lineage: Eukaryota; Metazoa; Chordata; Mammalia; Primates; Cebidae. Gene Ontology annotation, biological process: intracellular signal transduction. The record is from RefSeq and is a predicted model, not a curated record. Gene Ontology annotation, molecular function: protein binding. Gene Ontology annotation, cellular component: cytoplasm.
CACACCCAGCUCACUUCUCAUUUCCCAGCUGUGCUAUGUGACUCCUAUGACACAGCUGCCUUGCUGAUCAACUAUGGAGCAGAUGUCAAUCUGCGUUGUGCCAACGAGAGGACAGCUCUCCAUGAAGCAGCCAAACUGGGCAGAGAGGACAUGGUGAAGCUUCUGCUUGUUUCUGGGGCACACCCUGACCCAUGGAGCAUGUAUGGAUUCACUCCUCUUGCUCUUGCUGCCCAAAGUGGACACACUGAAAUCAUGGAAAUGUUACUGCGGAAAGAAGCUAAUGCUCAUGGUCAGGCCUCUGAUUGUUCUUCCAUCUUACUUGAAGCAAGUGGAGGAAAUCCAGAUGCUGUGGUUCUCUUACUGGAGUAUGGAACUGAUGCCAACAUCCCUAAGAAUUCAGGCCACCUGCCCAUCCAUGUGGCAGCUCACAGGGGCCACUUACUAGCUCUAAAGAUUCCAGUUACAGAUCUCGCUGCCAUGAAGCAAAAAAGUGGCAUCAGUCCAGUUCACUGCGCAGCAGCAGGAGCACAUGCUCAGUGCCUGGAGCUCCUAAUCCAAGCUGGAUUUGAUGUGAACGUCAUGUUGUAUCGGAGAAUUCGCAAACACUACGAUGACCACAGGAAGUCAGCUUUGUAAUAUGCUGUAUCAAACAGUGACCUCUCUUCAGUCAAGCUGCUUCUGGGUGCUGGAGCUCUGCCUAAUCAAGACCCGGUUAACUGCCUCCAGAUAGCCCUCAGGAUGGGCAACUACGAGCUGAUCAGUCUGCUGCUAAGGCAUGGGGCCAAUGUCCAUUACUUCUGCAGAGUUAACCCUUUACAUUUCCCAUCGGCACUGCAAUACAUACUGAAAGAUGAAGUCAUGCUCAGGAUGCUGCUGAACUACGGAUAUGACACAGUAUGUUUUGAUUGCCUUCAUGGGGACAAAGUCCAUCCUUCCUAUACUUCUGAAGGCUGGACGUCUACAGUUAUCAAAGAUACUAAGUUCUGUGAAAUAAUAACUUUGUCAUGGCUGCAACAUCCCUCUGGAAAGGUUGUUCGAGUGAUGCUUGAUUAUGUUGAUCAAGUUCGGAUCUGUUCAAAGUUGAAAGCUGUGCUCCAAAAACAGGGGAUCUGGUCAGAAAUACAUUUUAUCUUUUUUUUUUUUUUGAGACGGACAAACCCUCGCUCCCUAAAACAUUGUCGCCUAAAGAUCCGGAAGUGCAUGGGACGUUUACAUUUGUGCUGCCCUGUCUUCGUGUCAUUUCUUCCAUUACCCAAUCGUCUAAAAGCAUAUGUCCUUUACGAAGAAUACGACCUUUAUGGACAAGGAAUUUUUACAGGAACCUGGUAAUCAAACCAUUCUAAUGGAAAAGGUAUAAUUCUGCAGCUGUAUUCCUUAAAAUUUGACUUAUGUAUGAUUCAUAUUUUUUGCUUCAUACUUAUGUAUGAUUCAUAUUUUUUUACCCGCCAACUAAAAUCUCAAUGCAGUCUAAGUCUUUUAAAAAGUACUUCUGCUGGCAUUUCUCCCCAUGCUAUCUCUAGGUGAAGGGGAGGAAGGCAGCAAAUCACACUGCCACAAUCUUGCAUGUUCAUUACAUGUACC